GUGGAGGAGCCACUCCACAUGGCCGUUUAACCUCGAUCUUGGCUGGCCACUGUCGGCGCGACUGACGGCUAAAAGUGGGCUGUCAAUCUCUACCUGAAACACGGCCUCCGUGCCAAUUUCAGCAAUGCACCCCAGAGCACGCAGUCGGCAGUAUGCAGGAGGAGCUUCGGAGGCGUGAAACCGCUGGUGGUGAAUUUGUUUUGGGUUUUAAUCAAUAAUAACGGGUCGAGCGCAGGGAGAGACCCGGAUAUAAAGCGAGGACGGGUUCCCGGACAGUCGUGAACCAGUCAAUCCUCCAGUUCCAACCCAACGAACCGUUCUCUCGGGCACAAUUCACCAUGGUCGCUUUCUCUUCUCUCCUGCUCGCCGUCUCCGCCGUCUCCGGCGCGUUUGCCGCCCCCGGUGACCACUCCCUCGUCGAGAUGGCCAAGCGCGGCCUCACCUCCUCGCAGACGGGCAACGACAACGGCUACUACUAUUCUUUCUGGACCGACAACGGCGGCGAUGUGACCUACUCCAACGGCAACGGCGGCUCGUACAGCGUCGAGUGGAAGGACUGCGGCAACUUCGUCGCCGGAAAGGGCUGGAACCCCGGCAGCUCCAACGCCGUCACCUACAGCGGCACCUGGACGCCCAGCGGCAACAGCUACCUGUCCGUGUACGGCUGGACCAUCAACCCCCUGAUCGAGUACUACAUCGUCGAGAACUACGGCGACUACAACCCGUCGACCGGCGCCGAGCAGAUCGGCACCGUCACCAGCGACGGCAGCUCGUACAAGAUCUACAAGACCCAGCGCGAGAACGCCCCCUCGGUCCAGGGCACCGCCAGCUUCACCCAGUUCUGGUCCGUCCGCGACAACCUGCGCACCGGCGGCACCGUCACCGUGCAGAACCACUUCGACGCCUGGGCCAAGUCCGGCCUCACGCUGGGCGAGCACAACUACCAGAUCCUGGCCACCGAGGGUUACCAGAGCAGCGGGUCUGCUUCCCUCACCGUCCAGUAAACGGAUCUCUGACGGAUUAUUUGG
Messenger RNA from Aspergillus steynii IBT 23096, 1028 nucleotides. Its product is annotated as glycoside hydrolase family 11 protein. The coding region runs from base 339 to 1004 and encodes 221 amino acids. Lineage: Eukaryota; Fungi; Ascomycota; Eurotiomycetes; Eurotiales; Aspergillaceae. Gene Ontology annotation, molecular function: hydrolase activity, hydrolyzing O-glycosyl compounds. The record is from RefSeq and is a predicted model, not a curated record. Gene Ontology annotation, biological process: xylan catabolic process. The transcript is spliced from 2 exons.